UCGCCGAAAGGAACGGCACAGAGAUAAUUGAGGUUCGCGCCCCUCCAUCACGCACUCGUUUUGUUUCGUCCUUGCCUCUGCCCAACUCGGCUCCAUCAUCCGGUUUGCACGUUCCGCUUAACAAUUCCGUCAGUCGACAAUGAGCAGUGCUGAACCGCAGACGAAGAAAACGAAGAUGGCAUCGAGUUUGGAACAAUUGAAGCAGGUCACCACCAUCGUGGCCGAUACCGGUGACUUCGAGGCCAUGAAAACGUACAAACCGACCGAUGCCACGACUAACCCUUCGCUGAUUUUGUCCGCUGCUGGCAUGGACCAGUACCAGCACCUCAUCGAUAAGGCCAUCAAACACGGCCAAAAGGCGGGAGCCACGGCGGACGAAAAGGUUUCGGAAGCUGCCGACAUGCUGUUCGUGCUGUUCGGAUGCGAAAUCCUGAAGCUCGUGCCGGGCCGUGUGUCGACUGAAAUCGAUGCGCGCCUAUCCUUCAACAAGGAAGCCUCGAUCGCGAAGGCCCUCAAGCUGAUCGCACUGUACGAAGAGCAGGGUAUCAAGCGAGACCGGGUGCUGAUUAAGCUGGCCUCGACCUGGGAGGGCAUCCAGGCGGCCAGCGUCCUGGAGAAAGACCACAACAUUCACUGCAACCUGACGCUGCUGUUCUCGUUCGCCCAGGCCGUGGCUUGUGCCGAGGCGGGCGUGACGCUGAUUUCACCCUUCGUGGGCCGCAUUCUCGAUUGGUAUGUGGCCAACACCGAUCAGAAAUCGUUCGCUCCCGAAGCGGACCCGGGCGUCGUGUCGGUGACCAAGAUCUACAAUUACUACAAAAAGUUUGGCUACAAAACCGUCGUGAUGGGCGCGUCGUUCCGCAACGUGGGCGAAAUUAUGGCCCUGGCCGGGUGCGAUUUGCUCACGAUCAGCCCGAAACUGCUCGGAGAUCUGGAGAAGAGCACGGAACCGGUCAAGCGGUACCUGGAUGUGGAUGUUGCAAAAGCAUCGAAGCUGGCCAAGAUUCAGAUGGACGAGGCUACGUUCCGCUGGAUGCUGAACGAGGAUCAGAUGUCGAGUGAUAAGCUUGCGGACGGUAUUCGCAAGUUUGCUGCCGACGGUCGAAAGUUGGAAACGAUGCUGCGUGGCUUGCUGGAAGCGGCAGAGUAAAGCCUGCGGAAACCGUGGCAGGCCGGCCGCACACUGUUUAACAGGCAAGCAGCGGCACCGUGCUUAAGAGAACCCACUAAUCUCUUCCACCGGCAAGCACCGGCCGAAUAACAUGUGUGCUAUUUUGGAGCUCUUGACUGUAUGUUUUGUAUUUGUGAAAUAAAUUCGAUUUCUUCUCCGUU
Anopheles cruzii is the source of this 1332-nucleotide messenger RNA. It is a transcript of the gene Taldo, whose product is annotated as probable transaldolase. Gene Ontology annotation, biological process: pentose-phosphate shunt, non-oxidative branch; carbohydrate metabolic process; pentose-phosphate shunt. The transcript is spliced from 3 exons. The record is from RefSeq and is a predicted model, not a curated record. Gene Ontology annotation, molecular function: transaldolase activity. Lineage: Eukaryota; Metazoa; Arthropoda; Insecta; Diptera; Culicidae. Gene Ontology annotation, cellular component: cytoplasm; intracellular anatomical structure. Bases 140 to 1150 code for a protein of 336 amino acids.